AUGUUGGAGCUUGAUGAGAAGAGUUUUUCUAGGGUGGAUGUUGACGAGGUUGUGGUUGUGUAUGCGGAAUACACGUUGAGUUACAUGAUUGGAGGGCCGGACCGGCUUCAUCACGUGAUGAAGGUGGCGAGAGGGCUUAGGUUUCGCGUGAUGGUGGUGGCGGAGGUGGAGGCGAAUUGCAACUCCCCGAUUUUUGUGGAGAGAUUUGUGGAAGCUAUGUUGUUUUAUGGUGCUUACUUCGAGUCCAUGGCAGGGUGCGUAAAGAGUGAGGAGCAUAGAUGCAUUGCUGAAGCCACGUGCUUUGGCUCGUCGAUAAGGAAUGUGGUGGCAGCCGAGGGGAGGAAGAGGAAGAUCCGGCAUGUGGGGAUAGGUGUUUGGAGGGCCUUUUUUGCGCGUUUUGUGUUUGAGGAGACGGAGUUGAGCAUGUCCUCGGUGUACCAGGCGAACCUCGUGGUGAAGAACUUCGCUUCGGGAAGCUUCUUCACCUUUGGUAUAGAUGGGAAGAGCUUGAUCAUUGGGUGGAAGGGGACACCAAUGAGUUCUAUCUCUGCUUGGAGGUUUGAUUUGUUCUAA
This is a messenger RNA of Salvia splendens (bonfire salvia), 573 nucleotides long. RefSeq names its product DELLA protein GAIP-like. The coding region runs from base 1 to 573 and encodes 190 amino acids. The record is from RefSeq and is a predicted model, not a curated record. The transcript has a single exon. Lineage: Eukaryota; Viridiplantae; Streptophyta; Magnoliopsida; Lamiales; Lamiaceae.